CAGCGCAGAUGAGCAGCGCAGCUCUGCCGGCGCGUCCCGGCGUUGCAGACCCGCCUCCCCUCACGCCGCGCCGGGCACGCCCCACAGGAAAGCUCCCGGCUUCCGCGGGGCCUGCACCGGGCCGGGCGGCAGCGCAGGGAGACCCGGCAGGCCUUCACGCUGUCCUCGCUUGUAAAGCUGGAUGUGGAGCAGUUCCUCUCUCCGAGACUGAGCCCAGGGCUGACUUCUCGGGAGGAGGUGUGAGAACCAUCUGCUCCCGUGUUCAUGCAGGGAGCAACUCCAGAGUCCUUUUACAGAAGGAGGAGCAAGUUGGAUUCCAAAAAGAUGAAGAUGUCCAGUAGGCAGUAGGAACAAGGACUGGAAUUGCAAGGAUGUCUUGCAAGAAAUGACAUCCCCAGCACUUGGUGUAAGGAGACUGCAGCACAGGAAAAGAAACAUUAACUUUUGGAAGCUUGCAAAGUAAAUUGGUGACAAACCUAGAAGAAGCAGCACAGGUUAUGUAGUUGCCUCGGAUACACACUGUUGACUGGAAGAGACUGCUCUUCAUCUUGCUGAACUAUGCCAAGAAAAAGGAAGCUGUUGGCUCAAUUAAGUGCUCUCCAAAGCAACCCCAGCUCCCCUUCCCUUGAUGCCUUGGAGAAAGUGAAUGCUGUGCCUGAUGGGGAUGAUUCUUCAAAAAGCAGCAAAUAUUUUGCAAUAGAGAAGAAGAAUUCUUCCCAGCUAGAGGCAGAUUUUUUCAACCAGCCCUGCAUUAGUCUAGCCAAGUCCUUUCUGGGGCAGAUUUUAGUUCGCAAACUUCCUGAUGGCAGAGAACUCUGGGGGAGGAUUGUUGAAACAGAAGCUUAUCUGGGUGGGGAAGAUGAAGCUUCCCACUCGAAAGGUGGGAAGCAAACCCAACGAAACGCUGCCAUGUUCAUGAAACCAGGAACUCUCUACGUCUAUCAGAUCUACGGGAUGUAUUUCUGCAUCAAUGUUUCCAGCCAAGGGGAAGGGGCUGCGGUGCUGCUGCGCUCGCUGGAACCUCUGCGGGGCCUGGACGCGAUGCGAGAGCUGCGCAGUGCGGCCAGGAAAGGGCCCCCCAGGGUGCUGAGGGACUGGCAGCUCUGCAACGGGCCCUCCAAGCUCUGCCAAGCCUUGGGCAUCGAUAAGACCUUUGACCAAAGGGACCUGGCUCAGGAUGCAGCCAUCUGGAUGGCACCAGGCAGUGACCUGCCAGGGGAGCAGGACGUGGUAGCCACGACGAGGAUCGGUAUCGGCAACAGGGGAGAGUGGGCACUGAAACCUCUCAGGUUUUAUUUACGAGGAAACAAAUCUGUAAGUGUUGUAGAUAAGAAGACAGAGAAAGAGAUGGCAGCAAUGGGACAUUCUUCUGGCAGCUGACAAGUGUUCCAGGUGUGCCACAGCCCAGGACUGGAGCUGGGCUCUGUGCUGGCAGCAGCUCGGGCACACACAGUGCCUCGGUGGUUUUUAACAAUAAAUGUGCUUUC
This is a messenger RNA of Colius striatus (speckled mousebird), 1487 nucleotides long. It is a transcript of the gene MPG, whose product is annotated as N-methylpurine DNA glycosylase. Gene Ontology annotation, biological process: base-excision repair. Lineage: Eukaryota; Metazoa; Chordata; Aves; Coliiformes; Coliidae. Gene Ontology annotation, molecular function: DNA binding; alkylbase DNA N-glycosylase activity. The record is from RefSeq and is a predicted model, not a curated record. Bases 559 to 1380 code for a protein of 273 amino acids. The transcript is spliced from 7 exons.